Molecule: messenger RNA, 1216 nt
Organism: Postia placenta MAD-698-R-SB12
Lineage: Eukaryota; Fungi; Basidiomycota; Agaricomycetes; Polyporales; Adustoporiaceae
Exons: 1
Coding region: 39-770 (243 amino acids)
Source: RefSeq, a predicted model, not a curated record
CCAUCAUCGGCAGCGCAUCACUUAUACCCCUUCCCUCGAUGCCCUGCUCUCUCACCCCCACCUCCACCGGCACCACGUCUUCCCCACCCUCAGACAAUCGCAAGCGCACCAUGUCCUUCUCCGCUCCGCAGCCCCGCAAGGCCGCGCGAAAAUUGCAACGCACGGCCUCGUAUAUAUCUUUGGAGGACAUGAACUCAGCAGUGGAGACGACACUCUAUGGGCGCGCCGGGGCACCCUCAUCUCCUCAUUCACGCUCGGAUCGUUCGACGGGUCCACAUACACGCAGCUUGCGGUAUUACAAGGAGGAGCGCGAGCGGCGUAAAGCGUCGUUGCGCUCUUCCACCAGUCCUACGCCUGUCGCCCAGCCCGUAAUUGUCAUCCAGCCCUCGCUCCCCCCUUCUCACAUUCCAAUGCUAAGCUCACGCACAUCGUCGCCGCUCGCGCCGAGACCAUCCGUUCUACCCGCCCGUGCGGCGUUCCCACGCUCCAAACCCGAGCCCGACCUCUACCGUGUGGCCAUCACUACUCGCAUGCGCAUGUCUCCGGAAGGACGGAAGAUACUCUACAUGGGCCCACGCCUCGCCUUAUCGAUGCACUCCGCAAACCGCGAGCUGGACCGAUCGCUGUUUGCGGCGACGAAUGACCUGGAGCAGCUGGUCGCGGCGCAGAGGGACAGCGACGUCUCAAUGACGGAUGGCGAGGGGACUACGAGCAAGUCGUGGGUGGUCGUCCCGUCGGAGGACUGGGAGAUGAUUGAGUGCAGUGCGUAGGGGAGCACAGGCCAGGCGCCUAUGAUGAGGGCCAAGGAUCGAUGACGACCAAGAUGAUCUCAACACCGACUUCUGAAACCGAUGCCAGAAGGGCAUCUACACCUGGGAACAACGCUAUGUCACCUUUUUGAUUUGGGCAGACGGACAUUGCGCCUGUCCUAUUACUUAUUACAUUCGGUUCCCAUUUUCUUGCGCGCCGAGCGCAUUCGCUUCCUGGGAUUUCUAUCGAAGGGCCCCAUGUAUUGCACUUGGGAGGAAUACCGAUUGGACAAUGUUGCUAUGCUGUGUUGCUUUACUGUACUGUAUACGCUCUUUGUACGCUAGGGAUUUGUACGUAUUCCAUCUCAUGUUUGAAAGACAUACUUUGUUUCUCAAGCAUCUAUUUAUACAAACUUAAUAAGAUCAAGCUAGCAAGUCUACUUCAGACUCUGCAGCGAUAUUGUAGA